Messenger RNA from Apiotrichum porosum, 432 nucleotides. RefSeq lists its product as uncharacterized. NCBI's taxonomy places the organism in Eukaryota, Fungi, Basidiomycota, Tremellomycetes, Trichosporonales, Trichosporonaceae. The transcript is spliced from 2 exons. Bases 1 to 432 code for a protein of 143 amino acids. The record is from RefSeq and is a predicted model, not a curated record.
AUGCCUCCCAUCACCCUUCUACCCGCAGUCCCUCUCGAGUUUCCGCUACCUUUGGACAGGUUUGGCCAGUUCUAUGCCUACAUCGACGCGGUCGGCGAUGACGAUGUGCUGACGGAGAACAUGCUCCAGUCAGCCAUGAAUCUCCUUACCACCCUUGCCUCUGGAAACGUGACUCCAGAUGUCAUGUCGACGGCUGGAAUGCUAGUCGUCCGGGAAAAGGUAGACCUCGCCCAGAUUCUUGGUGGCACGUCAGGCCAGACGACAUCAUUCACCCAGCAGCGUAUCCCGGCCCUCUUGAUCAAGUGGAAAAACGAGGUCGAUGCGCUCAGAAAAGCUCAGGUGCCAAGUCAAUCGCAGACGAGCAAGACGGUCGCCAGUCACCAGAGUGGUGUCCGCAACCCAGACAUAGUGGUCAUCUUCAAGCCGCCCUGA